AUGUUGAACACCACAGUAACCCUGACACACGCCACCCCGCUGCCUGCAGGCAUGUCGCGCGAGGACGCCAUCGCCCUCAUCCACGACGCCGAGCACCACAUCCAGUGUGACCCCAACAUGAAGAACUACACCAAGCGCACGCCCGAAAUUCCGCCUACGGUGCCCAAGGACAUCGAGCCCAUCGCCUCCACGCAGUGCUACACCGUCACCGACACCGUGCCGACUCUCCUGCCAAAGGGCAUCUGGGACAGCGACGCCGUCAGUGACUACGACUUUACCUUUGUCAAGGACGGCAGCUUCGUCCGCACGAGCUGUCCACUCAACGUCGUGCUGGAGACCCGCUGGCGCGUCAAGGACGCCAGCGGUGGUGGGCUGGAGUUGGAGGAGGUCGUUGAGGUCAAGUGUUCACGGUUUUUGGCGAGCGUUGUCAAGGGGCAGUGCGAGGCGAACUGGAGGGAUUUUCACAAGAAGAUUUUGGCGGGCAAGGCGUCAUGA
This is a messenger RNA of Colletotrichum graminicola M1.001, 495 nucleotides long. RefSeq lists its product as uncharacterized. NCBI's taxonomy places the organism in Eukaryota, Fungi, Ascomycota, Sordariomycetes, Glomerellales, Glomerellaceae. The coding region runs from base 1 to 495 and encodes 164 amino acids. The record is from RefSeq and is a predicted model, not a curated record. The transcript has a single exon.